UAUUCAGUUUCGUUAUUCAUUUCGGUUCUUUAUUCCCCAGGGGGCGCUUCUGUUCUUCAUUAUAUAUAUUGGUUGUAUAUGUUAAAUAAACGGCUUUUUACUUCGGGACGGCUGGAGUCUGAGUCCACCUUCGGUCAACACCACAUUGGCGACGAGGAUGUCGUGAACGUACCCCCAGCCCCGCUGCGCCGUCCGUAUCCGCCACCAUGAGCUUCACCGGGCUUGCUCCGCCGCCGUUUUUCCUUCCGACGCCCGGCCGUCCCUCAUUGCCAUGGGAGCAGUGGGAGCAGAUGUUCAACGUGUACUUGCUGGCAUCCGGAGCCGCCGCAUUCAAGCCGGAGCAACGCAAGGCUAUUCUUUUGCAUUGUUUGGGGGCGGAGGGCCAGCGUAUUUAUCAGACGCUACAUGCAGGGACGAGCGCCGCAGCACCGGCCGCGCCAAGUGCCGCAGCACGCGCCGAUGACAAGUCUGCCGUGGCCCCUCCUGACGAAUACGACUCUGCACUCGCCGCAUUACGGCUACAGUUUUCGACGUCGCGCAACGUUAUCAUCGAGCGUCAUCGCUUUCACCGCCGCAGCCAACACACAGGCGAGUCCGUUCAUGACUUUGUUGCCGCUCUACGGGAGCUAGCGUCACAUUGCUCGUUUGCCUCGAAAGAUGAUGCUUUGCGGGACCAAUUCGUUGCCGGCGUAGCUUCCCCUCGCGUACGUGAGCGGUUACUGCUCGAGGGUUCCACACUUUCAUUCGAGAAUUCUGUUCGAAUUGCACUUCAGUUUGAGCAGGCGGCUGAAGAGCUAAAAGAACUUUCUGCUUCGGUCGAAGCAAUUUCAUUGCGGCAGCGUCGAAAACCAUCGUCGCAUUCUUCGAAAAAAAGGAAUUCACGACCGGCAGCCACCGUAGAGCAGAAUUUAACGAGGAGCGCAAGCGGCUCACGUGCGCCGCAGCGGAACCGCCCCCCUCAGCGGUACCGAGAACAGAGUAGCCGCUCCGGCUCGCCACAUUGUUUCCGAUGCGGUUCGCGGGACCACAUCGCGUCAGCGCCACAGUGCCCAGCGCAUGGCAAGACUUGUUCGUUUUGCGGUCACAAGGGCCACUUUCAAAGGGUAUGCAACCGCAAGCUAACCCAAAUGCAAGGCCGAGUACGUGAAGUUGAAUUUCAUGAAGAUGUUUCGUCAUCCAGCAGUGCUGAGGAUGUUUUGACUGUGCAACGUUCCGCGCGUAGCGGAAUUCAUAUUCAAUUGCAAGUCGCGAAUGUCACUUUGACAUUCCUUGUUGAUUCAGGGUCGUCUGUUUCAAUCCUGUCGGAACAAGAAUUCAGUCGAUAUUUUCAGAGCGUUCAGCUCCUGCCUGCUCCGCAUGUUAGUCUGUUUGACUACUCUCAACGGCUGAUUCCAGUGCUAGGUUGUUUCCAGGCAGACGUUCGAUUUAAAGGCCGCACAGCGUCGCUACGUUUUUAUGUUGUUCACCGAGGCACUUCUCUGAUCGGUCUAGACGGCAUUAAAGCCUUGGAUCUUCGCAUUGAGGGUUCUGCUCUCAAGUGCCUAUACACGUCCGUUACUCCGCAGCCGACUGUUGUUGACCCGCUAUCCUGUUCUAUUUCCACAUCGUCAAGCACGCAGCCCCAUAACAAAGCUCUUCCGCCAGCCUUAGCACAUGAGUUCAGUUCACUUUUCAGUCCCGAGUUAGGUCUUGCUAAGGGAUUCACGCAUCGCAUCAAGACACGGCAAGGCGUGCAGCCUGUAACUUCGAAGCUUCGCCGUCUGCCGUAUUCUCUCCGUUCACCAGUAUCAAAUGAGCUUCAUAGGUUGCUGAGCCUUGACAUCAUCGAGCGGAUCGAUGCUUCUGAAUGGGUGUCCCCCAUUGUUGUUGUUAACAAGAAAGAUGGUAGCAUCAGGAUCUGUGUAGAUCUUCGAGAGCCGAACAAAGCUAUUGUUCCAGACAGUUUCCCAUUGCCCCAUACAGAGGAGCUGCUUCACGCUUUGGUAGGCGCUACACACUUCUCCAAACUUGACUUGGCUUCUGCUUACCAUCAGGUUCUCUUGCACCCUGACAGCAGGGAUCUGACAGCUUUCAUCACCCAUGAUGGCCUUUUCCGUUUUAAAAGAGUUUGCUUUGUGUUGGUUUCUGCCCCAGCGGCAUUUCAGAAGAUGAUGGCGAAAAUCCUUGACCGCUGCCCUGGCGUGUUAUUCUACAUUGAUGAUGUCAUCAUUUUUGGCAAGACCGCAGAACAACACCUUUCAAACUUGAAGACCGUGCUGCAAAAGAUCAAGAACGCAGGUCUGAAACUGAACAACAAAUGCCUUUUCGACGUUCCAGAACUUGCCUUUCUAGGGCACAAGGUCACUGCACGUGGUAUCUCGCCACUUCCAGAGAAAGUAGACUCCAUAGCUAACACACCAGUGCCAACUGAUGUGGCCGCCCUUCGUUCGUUCCUGGGCCUCGUAGAAUACUACUCCAAGUUUGUUCCACACUUGGCACAAGUGGUUGAGCCUAUGAGAGUCUUACUUCGCAAAAAUGAGCCAUUCAUCUGGUCUGCCGAAGCAGACAGCAGUUUCCGGAGGGUCAAGGAAAUGCUUUCGUCAAGUACAGUCCUCCAGAUGUUCGAGCCAAAUCGCCGCCUGUGA
Messenger RNA from Dermacentor andersoni, 2624 nucleotides. NCBI's taxonomy places the organism in Eukaryota, Metazoa, Arthropoda, Arachnida, Ixodida, Ixodidae. The record is from RefSeq and is a predicted model, not a curated record.